Messenger RNA from Spinacia oleracea (spinach), 1047 nucleotides. RefSeq lists its product as uncharacterized. The coding region runs from base 1 to 1047 and encodes 348 amino acids. The transcript is spliced from 3 exons. NCBI's taxonomy places the organism in Eukaryota, Viridiplantae, Streptophyta, Magnoliopsida, Caryophyllales, Amaranthaceae. The record is from RefSeq and is a predicted model, not a curated record.
AUGCUGAUUGGUUAUGACAGCAUAGCAGCAAGAGCAGACGCUAAAGAUCCAGAACCAGUAAUUCUAGUUGAUUCCAGUAUUUUUCUUCAAAAUCCGAAGUUUCAUUCUGCAAUUUGGAGACAAUUGGUUUCAGUGAAAUUCAAAGGAGAAGGAGAGUCAUAUGGUGACUGGAGAAGAAGUAUGAUGAUCUCCAUGUCAUCUAAGAAUAAGUUAGGGUUUGUAAAUGGAACUAUAAACAAACCAGAAAUUACUGAUGCUACAUAUCCAGCUUGGAUGAGGUGUAAUGACAUGAUGAUAUCCUGGUUAUUGUUUAACCUAGAAUCAAACAUUGCAAAAAGUGUAAUGUAUUUUAACACAGCCAGAGAAAUAUGGCUGGACCUUGAAGAUAGAUUUGAAUAUGUUAAUGGACCUCAAUUGUUUGCAUUAGAACAACAAGCUUCAGAAGUUACUCAGGGAACACAAAGCAUAUCAGAUUUCUUUACUGAAAUCAAGUCAGUCUGGGAUAAAUUGAGUGUUGCAAAUCCAUUGCCUAGUUGUACUUGUAAUAUGUGCACAUGCAAUUUGACACAGAAGAUUGCUAAGAUGCAACAUGAUCACAGACUUAUGCAAUUUCUCAUGAAAUUGAGUGAGCAUUUAGCCAAUGCAAGAGGUAAUCUCCUCAUGAUGCAACCACUUCCAACUAUAUCUCUUGCCUAUAGAAUGCUGGCACAAGAAGAAAAGCAAAGAGAACUCAGUAUGCCUUCAAUUCAGCAUCAUGACAGCCAUGCUUUUGCAGCAGACAGAAGGAGAUACAAUGAUUUCAAUAACAGAGGAAAUUACAGAGGUCCACAACAGACGUAUGGCAGAAAUAACUACUCAUACAACAACAGAACACCUGCUUACAGAAGGCCUACUUCAAGCUAUUUUUGUGAUCACUGUAAAGUGAAUGGGCAUAGUACUGAGAGAUGUUUUAAGCUGCAUGGUUUUCCACCAGGAUUUCAGGGAUUCAAAAAUGAUAAAAAGUGGCAGCAGCAGCUUACACAGAAGAAGGUUAUAGUGAUGAUAUGA